CCCACCAUCUUUGCACAACAGCAACAAACUCGGAAGAAAUCACUGGACCUUGUGGUGGCAACUGGCAAGAGAGAGAAGAGAGAACACUUAGCGUGGAAUGCUGAGAUCUUGUGGUGGGAAAUCAAGAACCAACACGACACUUUAGGAAUACUCAAAAAAAAAAAAAAGACAAGGGGGGGUAGUGGUAUAGUAUAGUAUAUGGGGGGUGGUAAUACAUUCGUGGAUGGACUUCGUCGCUGGUUUCAACGUCGUUCCACUACUACUACUACAACUACAACAACUAUUCUUCAUACCAAUGUACAACCAAUCUUGAUUAAUAAUCCUUCAAAACCCAUUGAUAUUUCAGACUCCCAUUACCAACAAGAUAGACAAGAAGUUAGGAUUAUUGAAGACUUUGAUAUAUCAGGUCUUAACCUUCUUAACGUCCCCAAAAGGGUAGAUUUCCCUUUAAUGGAUCCUCACAAAAAGAACUCACAAGAGGCAGAGUUCUUCACCGAAUAUGGAGAGGCAAGCAGAUACCAAAUUCAGGAAGUUAUCGGCAAGGGUAGCUAUGGAGUUGUGGCCUCCGCUGUUGAUACAAAAACUGGAGAAAGAGUUGCAAUCAAGAAGAUUAAUGAUGUGUUUGAGCAUGUCUCUGAUGCCACCAGAAUUUUAAGAGAAAUUAAGCUUCUUCGGCUAUUACGACAUCCUGAUAUUGUAGAAAUAAAGCACAUCAUGUUACCCCCUUCUCGGCGAGAGUUUAAAGAUAUUUACGUGGUCUUUGAAUUGAUGGAGUCUGACCUUCACCAGGUUAUUAAGGCCAAUGAUGAUCUUACACCUGAGCAUUAUCAGUUUUUCCUAUACCAGCUUAUGCGUGGAUUAAAAUAUAUUCAUACUGCAAACGUUUUCCAUCGAGAUUUAAAGCCGAAGAAUAUCCUUGCUAAUGCUGACUGUAAAUUGAAGAUUUGUGACUUUGGGCUUGCUCGUGUAUCGUUUAAUGACACGCCUUCAGCUAUUUUCUGGACUGACUAUGUUGCAACUCGAUGGUAUCGUGCUCCUGAGCUAUGUGGCUCUUUUUUCUCCAAGUACACUCCUGCUAUUGAUAUUUGGAGCAUCGGAUGCAUAUUUGCAGAAAUGCUCACUGGAAAACCAUUAUUUCCUGGAAAAAAUGUAGUGCAUCAAUUAGACCUUAUGACUGAUUUGCUUGGAACGCCUCCUCCUGAAACCGUUGCAAAGAUUAGAAAUGAAAAGGCAAGAAGAUACCUCAGUAACAUGCGGAAAAAAUCACCGGUUCCAUUUGCACAAAAAUUUCCGCACGCAGAUCCUUUCGCUUUGCGACUACUUGAACGCAUGCUUGCGUUUGACCCUAAAGAUCGACCAUCUGCAGACGAGGCGUUGGCUGAUCCUUAUUUCCGUGGUUUGUCGAAUGUGGACCGUGAACCGUCCACUCACCCAAUAUCAAAGCUUGAGUUUGAAUUUGAGAGGAGAAAGUUGGCUAAAGAAGAUGUUAGAGAGCUCAUUUAUCGGGAGAUUUUAGAAUAUCAUCCUCAGAUGCUUCAGGAGUAUCUUCGUGGCGGAGAUCAAACUAGUGGAUUUAUGUACCCAAGUGGUGUUGAUCGGUUCAAGCGACAGUUUGCACAUCUCGAGGAGCAUUAUGGUAAAGGUGAUCGAGGCACUCCACUUCAGAGGCAGCAUGCUUCCUUGCCUAGAGAGCGGGUACCUGCACCAAAAGAUGAAACCUCUUCGGAAAACAUUGAUUUUGAAAAGCGAACUUCAGCAUCUGUUGCUUCAACUCUAGAGAGCCCACCAGGGCAGUCCGAGGGAUCAGAGAAUUCAGAUGCUAACGUGCAAAAUGGACAAAACAAGCCAAACUAUAGUGCUCGUAGCUUGCUGAAGAGUGCUAGUAUCAGUGCUUCAAAGUGUGUGGUAGUUAAAAGAAGAAAUGCAGAGGGAGAGCCAAUUGAAGAGCAAAAUGAGGAGGUCGAUGGUUUAGCUCAAAAAGUUGCUGCUCUUCACGCCUAAUUUAUCAUCAGCAUACUCUGUAGAUCUGAUCACCAGCCAUUGACCCUUGCAUCAGGGUAAGAUGCCUACACGCCCCAUUCGUGCACCGGGCUGCCCUUUUAUACCGGGUGGGUAGUUAUGACA
Messenger RNA from Lycium ferocissimum, 2124 nucleotides. RefSeq names its product mitogen-activated protein kinase 9-like. The transcript has 11 exons. Gene Ontology annotation, molecular function: MAP kinase activity; ATP binding. The record is from RefSeq and is a predicted model, not a curated record. Gene Ontology annotation, cellular component: cytoplasm; nucleus. Gene Ontology annotation, biological process: protein phosphorylation; intracellular signal transduction. Lineage: Eukaryota; Viridiplantae; Streptophyta; Magnoliopsida; Solanales; Solanaceae. The coding region runs from base 199 to 2001 and encodes 600 amino acids.